AUGCCUUCAUAUGCCGACUCUUUGAGAGGACAAGAACCACAACAACACCCCUCAUAUGGUAUCUCUCAUGCACAAGACGCAAAUUACCGUCCAUCUUCUACCGGAUCAUAUGGAUCAUCCGUCAGUGCUGUUGGAACCAUCCCCACCCCUUAUCCUCCUCAACCACCACCUCCCUUACAUCCUUCUUAUGCAACACCAUCCACAUCGUAUACAAAUCAAACGGGUGAACUCCAACAUCUCAUCUCACUGCCUACAAGAGAACAAGUACAUCAUUAUCUCAUCGCGCGUCGGAGACAACCCGCCGGUCUGGAAACAGGAUGGAAAAUCGAAGACCGUCCAUUAGACGCAUACAUCCUUUUUUCCACCGUCAUAGGAUUAGGAGGAAGUGUUCAAGUAACUGAAAGAGGUUGGUGGACUAGAAUAGCUACUGCUCUCGAUUUACCCUUAACAGGAUCCAUAGAUCCUCCUGACGCUUUGAGAAGGUUUUUCACGACCAUGUUAAAGGAGUUGGAACAAAUGUGGGAGGAGACAAAAGCUAUGAACGUAGCAGAUGGAAGGCAUGCAGGACAUGGUCCACAAGAUCGAUAUGGUCAAAAUCACGGACGGGACCUUGGUCAAUCUUCUCAAUCUCAAUCUCAAUCUCAAUCACAACCUCGAUCUCAGAUCCCCAGGGUCACACACAAUACCACGGAAAGAUACGAUCCUGUAAGACACGAUGUGGGGCUUAGAGAAUCGUAUCUUUCGACAGGGACGGCGAAUACAAACCAUCAUACCACUCCUCAAAGUUCUGUUUCGCCAGCCAACAAUCAACCUGGGAACAUUAGGAUACAUCAACCGUCGUCGAUCCGUCCUCCUACGCAAGGUAAUCAACUUGUACCAAGCAGAUUCGGAUCACAAACGAGCAACAGUGCAUCGCCUGCGACACAGCAACAACCAGCCCAAACUCGAUUCAACCAUCAAACAACACAUGUUCAACCGUCUUACAGUUUCACUCAAUCGGUAUAUUCCCCCAAUGCACAAGUACAGACGCAGCCGAUACCCUCCUCUGCUCGAUCUACUUUAUCGACUCAAUCUACUAGGACGUUACCCACCGCUACGUCUCAUCUCAGUACAUCAACCCAGUCCACGUUCAGUCAACAACAAACUCAACAUGUGCCUCAAACUCACAUUCAACAUGAUCAAACUUCUCAUACCCAGCAACAUGUUCAAUCUCAAUCUCAGCGACUGAGUAUGUCCCAACCUUCACCAUCUAAGCGUUCUGUCUCACAAAACACCAACCAGGCUGCGGGACUUCCAUCUCCAGUUUCUCACCAACCUUCUCACCCUUCGAACACACAAGGUUCAGAGAGAGUGAGCAGUCAGAGGCAGACCGUUAACCAAGCCUCGCGUCCACCCCUCCCCACACCAGGCUCUUCUGCACCUACCAGAUUCAACCACGAUUCCUCACUACCUCGCACGACUACGUUUAAUGCUUCUACAGCGAUCCACGAAGCCAUCAAAGCUGAUCUCGCCGCAUAUCAUCCUCCCAAGUUCUCCACCUUCGACGAAUUAGUCAAUUCAGACGUUCUGCCAUGUCCCAGGUCGUCCUCUGACGAACUUACCACCGGGAACAAAGUAUACCAAUAUGCCAAACGAUGUCACGAGAUAUUGGCUGCUGUAAGGGCGAUGGCUACAAAAGAGCCUGGGAAGAGGUUAUCUUUGGACGAAUUGGUCUUUUGGUCUAAACUUCUGGCGAUAUUGAAAGCCAACAGAGGUCUCGUUAUUCCCGGGCUACCCAACAAUCCCAAUCAAACGCCUUCCAUCCCCUCCGGCUCUAAUGCUCAUAUUACGCCUGAUGCUCAAGAUACUCAUGUCUCCUCUACCGGCAAUCCGCCUCACCUGAUGGCUACCUCCAGCUCUGGAUCUCUGAACAACGGUUCCGCCUCUACUAUCGAUCCCAACUCCAUGGGAUCAGCGCCCGGAACGUCAAAAAGGAAAAAUCCUCCGCAAUUGGACGAACAAGGUAAUCCCAUCAAAAAGAAACGGGGCAGGCCCAACAAAACCUUCGUCGACGCUAAUGGAAAUCCUAUUCCCCGGACUCCCCCGCUCGACGAAAAUGGUCAACCCAUACUCAAAAAACGAGGACGUCCUCCUAAAUUUACUCUUUCAGGAUCAGAACUACAAGCUCUAGCUGGGAAAUCAACCACUUUCGGAUCUUCAAACUCGCCGGCGACGAAUAAUCAACGUACAGAGCCUAUCUCACUGGUCGAAGCUGAGAAUAGCGGAGUGAACGACAUUAUGGGUUCAUUCUCCACGCAAGUGUUUGACCAGGUGACACCUACAGUCGAUAACCCCGCAAGAGAACCCCAGGCCGGUCCCUCGACUACAACAACACCCUCCAAUUCGCAGAAACAACGUAUCAUUGAGGGAGAUACACGUGAGAGUAUAGCCAAAGCAGUAGCGGAAGCAGUCGCCAGGGCUGCUCUGGCUAAUAAAGCCUCACAAACUCCCCCGUCCACUUCGAAAACCUCCGCGAUACUCGACAAGGGGACACCGAAUAACGCAGCGGCAUCUGGAUCAGCAAGUAAAAUCACUGUUCCGUCAGCCCAACUACACAAGACGAUAAUUCCGUUGUCUUCCUCGCCCAAAAAGACGAUUAGCCUAUCAUCUGGUAAAGCUCAUGUGGGAUUACGACCAAAAGAAGCUCAACUGAUCACACCUACUCGUCCACCUUUCAAAUCUGCCCUCAAAACCCAGGCGUCCUCUCUCAUGGCCUCAGUUUCAUCGUCUCUCCCAGUAAAUUCCCGACCCGCAGUAGGUCCAUCAAGAUCAACCAAGAUCAGUAAUGGCGACUCGUCUUCCACAGUGGGGCCGAAGUCUUCCACGCCAAAGUCAUUCACGUCGAAGAUACCGGCCCCUAAGCCUAUCUCUAUGGCUAUAAGGAGCACUCGGUCUCAACCCUCACCUCCUGUUAUUGAUGAUGAGCCACAGACCAGAAUCACGAGAAACACGUCUGUCAUCCCUAAAGGGAUCUUGAAACGUCCUUCUUCAGUCACUACAGGGCCCCACAAGGCAAGUCCUAUCUCUACCCGAGCCUCAGCCAGCAUCCCCAUUCCUCGCAAGGCUACGCCCAUCUCCAUACGACCGUCCACUAGAACUACUCCAACUACUUCUUCCUCCCAGGUCACUCCCAAUGGUUCCACGGCCAGAACACGUCCAUCACGUGUCAUUGUGGAUCUGACACAGAGUGAAACAAGCCCAGUUCGAUCAAUGCGAUCAUCACAGAAUAUUCCGACCCAAGCAGAUGUGGUUCAACUUCCAAGGUCACUACGAAUUGUACAAAAUAUCCCUUCCACAAUUCGGAUUUCCAGCAUGCCGCCUUCUUCAUCUCCCAGUGGUACAACUGGCGAGCCAAAACGACGUCUGGUCCCAUUCGUUGAGCUCGUAUCUCCAUCUUCUCGAGUGUUUCCGGACCAAGCUCGUAGUCUCAGGUCUGCAUCUAUGGGUCCAAAGCCUACUGGCAAGUUUGUAUCGAGGAAGCCUACAAUCUUGGUGAAGAAAGUGCCCAAUCCUAAGAAACCGGUGAUUGUGCCUAAAAUACAUCGACCAGAGAAGGCGGCGACGGUGGUGAAUGUGAGGAGAAAGAGGUUGAGGGCUGUGAAUAGAGCAAGAGUCGUAAUGACCAUUUCUCGGAGAAGACGGGCGAGGUUGAUACAAGCUGGUCGAUAUGACCCAUUCCGGGAUGAUGACUCCGACUCUGAAGGUAUCAUUCACAGAGGACAUCUCCGUCCCAAGAUUCCUCUACCCAAAACCGACGCUAGUCGUUGGGCCCGACCUCGAUCUCCCGAACCUAUCCCAAAACGAUUCGUACAUCGUCCCGGACCCAAUCUUCUCGAACCUUACCGUAGCCUUCUGACCGAAGACACUCUACCCCGUCGAGCUAUCGCCCACGAAUGCGGGUGGAAAGGCUGUGACGCGGUCCUUGCUUCAGAAUGGCAUCUCCAACGUCAUGUAGACCUUCGUCAACACGCUUUACAAGGUAGAUUCGCAGCUGGUACCUAUGGCGAAGAAAUCUUAUGGAAAUGUCAUUGGCAAGGAUGUGAAGCUCCUGCUUCUGCUCCUUGCUUCCCAUCCUUGUCAGCAUUACGUCAACACAUCACAGCUAAACAUAUCGCUAAAGCUUUGAUGUGUCCUUAUCCCGAUUGUGGAUUGGUUUCCCCGAACAUUUCACAUCUUACCAGACACGUCAUUAAAACACACGAUCUGCCAGAUGACGAACCGGUACCGUUAGCAACUGCCGCUAUACCACCCAAAAUCCCCGCUCAAUUCAAAUAUACAUCCAGAGAGGGAACGAGGACAUCAUCACCUGAGGUUACAGAGUCGGACGUGUCGUCGAGAAGUUCGGAGUCGGAAAUACAAUCCAGCGACAGAGAUGGAGAACCGUCGGUUGAAAUCACUGCCCAACGACUUGUGAGGUCGGUCAAUGUCAAUGUCGAUGUUGAUGUUCCCCAGGAGGGUGAGGAAUCGGAAAAUGUUGAAAUGUUCGAUGUUACUACGGAGCCAGCUUUGACCGCAGUGGACGAUUUGUUGGAUUCAUCGAAUGGUGGAGACAAUCCGAUUUCGGUGGAAGAAUCGCCAGUCGAAGCUGAGGUUGUUCAACUUCCUCCAAUUGCGGUCAUUCAAGAUACGGUGCAGCAGGACACAGAGGCGCUUGCGUCGAGCGAUGAGAUUAUGGGAGUGGCGGAUGUCGGUCACGGAGCCGAUGUUACGAUUCUCCAGGGAACAUUGUCGUCCACUGAGACCGUCGUUCCGCCAACAGAACCCACAGAUCUAUCGACACCUGUCUCAGCUCCGAUUCCAGAGGUCUCGACGUCGGAUGGUGUCGAAGUUGCAAUGGAGACGAGUCAAAUGGAAAUACUACAGCCAGCCGGAAUUGACAACACAGCCGCUCAAGAGUCAGUCAGUCCGCCCGAGGACGUCGCACUUGACAAUUUGACAGAACCUAUGGUGGAUAAGGACGAAACAGGCGACGAACAAUCUGGCUUGACAGGGUUAGCAGAAUCCUUGACAGCGCCUCAGACAUCGGCUCCUACCGAGGCAAUGGAACAAGAUUCAGUCAUCAGUACAAAUGGGGUCAUGUCUACGGAAGAUCUUGAGAUGGCUGAUGUUUCUGAGGAACCCUCGGGCGAAGUGUCGAAGACCGCGAAGGAAGGUGUGGUGAUCGAGGUAGAUGCAGACCUUGCUGGGCAUGUAGCGGAGGACGCGGGGCUUAUGGUUGCAGGCUCAGAGCCAAACGAGAAGGCGAAUGAAGAUGUGUCGGUAGGAGAUCAGGUUGGGGAGAGGGCAACUGAGCCUAUUGCCCCUGAUCAGAGCAGAGAGGAAAACCAAUCGAUGGCCGUUUCCGUGACUGUACCAGAAGAGGUCGAUGUACCCAUGUCUGAGAACAAUGUGAUGGAAAGGGAACCACCUCUGGUCGCUAGGGAAGAAUCAAAGGAGAAGGAAGACGAUCCGAUGGAUGCUACAGAGGCAGUGUUGGAAAAGGUGAAUAGUCCAAUGGCUUCUGGGCAUCUCGGUGCAGAAGGUCAAGAUGAGCCAGUUGUCGAUGUGGACGAUCGGACGGAGUUGGAGAAAAAGUCUGUGACUCCUGCGGUAGAUCCAAAAGACAAGGAAGAUGGGUCCAUGGUCUUUGGGGAGUCGACAGAGGUAGAAAAUGAUAACGAGUCGAAACUCGAUGAUCAACCAGCGACAGAUAUGGUAGAUGAACUCAAUGGAGAGGUAUCCACAGAGAAGGAAGAUCAACCAAUGUCGACUCAUGAUUCCACUUCUGUGCGACAUCUGGACAAUCUUUCCCAUAUGAACGUGGAACCAUCGACCAUUGAGGAUAAUCCCAUGGUUCAAACUCAUACGCCUCUUCCACCUGUAUCCACAUCACAAGAUCCCACUAUCUCCCCAACUCUCAUGUCGGAUCUCGUGGACUCAUCAUACAACCCUCAGUCAAACGCGGGAUCAUCAAUCUCACAGCUCACUAAAGAACCUCAACCAUCAACUAUUAUUCCCCAAUCACUAAGAACAUCUCAACGCAUGACCCGAAAACCCAAAUUAUCUCUAUCCUCCAAAAGACCUGAACCUACCCAUCACCAACAACAUCGUCAUCGUCUCCCUCCUUUACCAGAAUACGUAAGAGCAGAACAACUGACCACUCCUAUAGUACCCGGUACGACUUACCGUUCUGCACAUCGUAUCGAAUGGGUUCGUGUCAAAGUCUUUAAAGGUAGUAUGGCAGGACCUGAUCCAAUCAUACAUUUCGAACAUCCUCCUCAUAUGCUUUCUGCUCCUGAAGAGGAUGAUACUCCACCACCAGAAGGGGAAGAUGGGAAGGAUGUGUUGAGUGAAGAUCCUAGAGCUGUCGAUAAAGUUUUAGGUAAGAAGAGGAAAUGGGAAGUUGUUGUUUUGAUAAAAACGAGAAAGAGCGAGUUGGUACUUUAG
Molecule: messenger RNA, 6465 nt
Organism: Tremella mesenterica DSM 1558
Lineage: Eukaryota; Fungi; Basidiomycota; Tremellomycetes; Tremellales; Tremellaceae
Exons: 4
Coding region: 1-6465 (2154 amino acids)
Molecular function (GO): DNA binding
Source: RefSeq, a predicted model, not a curated record